Molecule: messenger RNA, 2904 nt
Organism: Aspergillus puulaauensis
Lineage: Eukaryota; Fungi; Ascomycota; Eurotiomycetes; Eurotiales; Aspergillaceae
Product: protein kinase family protein
Exons: 5
Coding region: 1-2904 (967 amino acids)
Biological process (GO): chromosome segregation; protein phosphorylation
Cellular component (GO): centrosome; nucleus; cytoplasm
Molecular function (GO): ATP binding; protein kinase activity; protein binding
Source: RefSeq, a predicted model, not a curated record
AUGCGAGCGUCCAGUCAUGUAUAUUCCUCUAACGUCGGUAUCACGAUGACACCACGCGCGCACGACGAGCUCCACACUGAGAUUUAUCAAGAGGUCUAUGCGCUAUUGGAGAGGAAGGAUGAGGAGGCUCUUCGAUUCGCGCCUGACGGGACGGCUGAGCAGGUAUUGCACGCAGACAAACUCCGGCGCUUCUUCCGUAGCCUGCUCGACCCCGACCACACGACCCCUGUCCAGUUCAAGGCCACGGAGGAUGAACUGAUUGCGAGGGUCAAAGAACGGCGACUUCAACCAUUCCUUGCAGUAGUAAUCAUCGCGGGAUGCUCCAUGACAACAGCGAGAACUGUCACCACCAAGCUCAUUGCCAACAAGCCACCAAGGAGUAGGCACGGAACUGUUAUUGGCUCGCUACCUAUCGACCAGGAAGUCCUUCGUGACAUCUUUAAUGGGAAUAAGGUCGAUACAGACAAAUUUCUGGGAAAGCAGGCGUAUUUCUGUCCGGUGGUAAUACGGAACAGACAGGAAACGAGAAUCGAGGAUACCAAUCACCGACGACUUCCCUACCUGGAGGAGCAAAGUCUACGGAAGGGGUCUUUUGGGCAUGUAUUCAGGGUGAAGAUAGCGAAAGGCCACUUCUACGACCCUGUUCGCAAGACCGUGAACCCAGAGCCCUUGGAAGUAGCGCGCAAAGACUACGAGCUGAGCAGCGAGUUCGACGCUGCGGGUGAGCGGGAAAUCAUGGAGCAAAUAUUUGCAAGUUCCGCUUCGAGCUGCCCUAACAUUUUGAACAAUAUGGGCAGUCUCGCGUUCGGCCCGGCGGUGUAUAGUCUCUUUAUGCCGCUGGCAAUCUGUGAUCUCCGCCAAUAUAUGAUGCAGCUGCAUCAAGCGCGCCUUAACAGCCCUGAGGAACGAAUGGAGAUUCUUCGCUGUGCCAUAGGCCUUGCUGGAGGGCUUCACUUCCUUCACCGCGAAAUGAGAACCCGGGAUAUGGCGCAUUUGGUCUGCUACCAUAUGGACCUGAAGCCGAGCAACAUUUUGAUUUUCAGGGAGACUGGUGGAAACGGUGAAAUUUGCAAUAUUUGGAAAAUAAGUGACUUUGGAAUGUCACGUAUGAAAAUCCGACGUUCUCAGGAACGAGUUGAAAAGGUGAAGGAUGUCAAUAGCUGGUUCAUCCGGCGGUCGGCCCCAGAGGAUCCGUCGACGGCACCAACGAAAAAUCGAAGAGCGGAAGGAACGUACCUGGCACCGGAGUCAGUUUCCCCGGAGCCCACGAUGAACACACAUAGUGAUGUGUGGUCUCUUGGAUGCGUUUUGAGCGUAGUCUUCACGCAUAUGGAAGACGGAAGCGAGGGCGUGAGAAACUACGCGGCACAACGACUGAGACAGGAUGAUGCUGUGGGAUAUGACAGAUUCUUUGUCCUGACUCGCGGCUUCAAGGCUGCAAAGUUGAACCCGGCGGUCAGAAAGACACACGCCUAUCUUGUCCAGAGAGCAAGCAGUAGGAGUCCCGAGGAAGGACAUCUGAUGAAGGCUGCGCUGGAAUUUCUUGAGAAUCAUGUUCUACAGAUAGACCAGCGAAGGCGAGAGGACGCAAAGAAACUCGAAUCUAUGCUGGAGGGCACUUUCAAAGAUUACAUGAAACUGCUGGCUGGUCCUAGUGUGGCGAAACCACUCCCGAAGCCGCGAGGUGAACGCAUCCGAGAGAAGGUCCUGGCAAGUAUAAGUCCAAAUCCCAAAGAGGCGGCACACGGCACAGCAGAGACGUGGUGUCUGUCUGAAGUUGAACCGUUCAAAGGCUGUCAAAUAUCCCCUGAUUGCUCAUUCGUCGCAUACUGGACAGACCGCAAAAUCUUACUUUACUCGAAACAUUCGAUCAACUCUGCCAACGCGCAUGAUAUAACCUCUGCUGCUCAGUAUACAAUAGACAAAGAGGCUUGCUUUUGGAACACCAUCCGCUUGACCGACAAGUAUCUGGCUGCCUCUACAACAAGCGCUACAUUUCAGUGUUAUCUUUUUGACCUGAGAGACAGUGGCCUCAAUAUUCUCCGCAUAAUUGACUUACCACAGCCUGCUAUCAGUAAACUGGCCAUAUCACCGAAAAGCCAUACACUGGCAUGCAUUGUGAGAUCAAGCGAUGAUGAUCGGAAGCCUGGAUCUUUGCUGAUUUUCCGUCUUUCCGAGUUCUUUCGAAGGGUAUUCAGGCUUGCUACACGCGCCAUCGGAGAAGUGGCCCAUAAGAGUGGCGUUCCUGAUGAAUUAGCGGACAUUUAUGGAGAUACUUGGUGGAAGUGCCCGCUAGAAUGGCCAGCCCGGAAUAUAGCGCGAAUGCUGUUCAGCACCGAAGAAGACGUGUACUUUGUAGUUCGGCCUGAGCUUACGGUUCGAAAAAGCAGGAAAAGAGUUUACGUCGUUCAUGUCAACAUAUCCACCAAGGAUCUGCAUUUCCUACCCAUCGAACCACUGGGGCUUGACAGCAGUACCACCGCCCGUCUAUUUACGACCUUCUCACCAUUUGUCGGAGAAGCUGCUACCUGUGCCGUUGUGACGCGAGAAAAACAGUUACAUAUACAUAAUCUGAUGGCCGAUGAUUCGGCAACUCCUAUUCGGAAAGAUUUCAAGAACUAUCGAAUCGUGAAGUUACUGAAAGGAUCCGAAGACAACAGAUUGUACGCGGUGGCCAGGCAAUUGGGAAACUAUAAAAUGAUGCUGGUGGAGAUGACAGUACCACGAUCGAACGAUGACGAAGUCCAGACCAGGGAGCUGGCGCAUCUGCCGGAUCUAGCGGACGACGACCAGUUCAUCGCAAGGCUGCUCAACGAGAAACAUGGCAAGAGUGUUUUGAUUGCAUCAGUGGUUGGGAGCGGCCAGCGCGCAAUCCAUAGAGUUGGUUUUGAGGGGCACCAGUAG